GCUGGUUGCCUCUAACAUUUACUAAAUGGUUUUGAAAAUUGCUGUAGCUUAGCCUGUGACGUUUGUGAUUAGCUGCACCAAUUUGAAAUGGCCAAUUUGGAUGAUGACAGAACCUCCUCUGCGCAUGCUUUUUUAAAAUUUGGUUCAAUUUAUGAGCCACUUAAAAGUAUUGAUCUUCCAAAACCAAAGGGGGAAAGUCUGUGGGAUAAAUUAGAUCACUAUUACAGAAUUGUUAAGUCAACGUUGCUGCUUCAUCAAAGUCCAACCACAGGUCUAUUUCCUACAAAGACAUAUGGCGAUAACCGAAGGGCAAAAGUACAUGACAGUCUUUACUGUGCUGCAUGUGCCUGGGCAUUAGCCCUUGCUUACAGGCGUAUUGAUGAUGACAAGGGAAGGACUCAUGAGCUGGAGCAUUCUGCUAUAAAGUGCAUGAGAGGGAUUCUGUACUGCUACAUGCGGCAGGCUGAUAAGGUUCAGCAAUUUAAGCAGGACCCCAAACCAUCUGGAUGUCUUCAUUCUGUUUUCAGUGCAAAUACUGGAGAUGAGGUCUUGUCUCAUAAAGAAUAUGGUCACCUUCAGAUAAAUGCUCUGUCAUUAUUUCUCCUCUAUUUGGUUGAGAUGAUCUCUUCGGGGCUGCAGAUUAUCUACAACACAGAUGAGGUGUCUUUCAUUCAGAAUCUUGUGUUUUGUGUGGAAAGAGCCUAUCGUGUACCAGAUUUUGGUGUCUGGGAAAGAGGAAGUAAAUACAACAAUGGCAGUCCAGAGCUGCAUUCAAGCUCUGUGGGACUGGCAAAAGCAGCUUUAGAAGCAAUUAAUGGUUUCAAUCUCUUUGGAAAUCAGGGCUGCUCUUGGUCUGUUAUAUUUGUGGAUUUUGAUGCCCAUAACCGUAACAGACAGACUCUCUGUUCAUUGCUACCCCGUGAAUCAAGGUCUCAUAAUACUGAUGCAGCUCUUUUGCCCUGUCUUAGCUAUCCUGCAUUUGCUUUGGAUGAUGAGGUUUUGUUCAGUCAAACACUAGAUAAAGUUAUUAGAAAAUUGAAAGGGAAAUAUGGGUUUAAAAGAUUUCUGAGAGAUGGCUACAGAACUGCACUGGAGGACAAAACACGACGUUAUUAUAAACCAGCAGAAAUUAAGCUCUUUGAUGGCAUUGAAUGUGAAUUUCCUCUGUUUUUUAUUUUCAUGAUAAUUGAUGGAGUGUUUAGAGGAAAUCCAGAACAAGUAAAGGAAUAUCAGGAUCUUCUGGAUCCUUUACUUCAGCAUACAUCUGAAGGGUGUCCUGUUGUACCCAAGUAUUACUACGUGCCAGCUGAUUUUGUGGAACUGGAAAAGAAGAACCCUGGCAGUCAGAAACGGUUUCCUAGUAACAGUGGACGCGAUGGGAAGUUUUUCUUGUGGGGACAGGCAGUUUACAUCAUUGCAAAACUCCUGGCUGACAAAUUAGUAAGCCCUAAAGAUAUUGACCCUAUUGGACGUUAUGUACCUCCACAAGAUCAGCGGAAUGUUAGCAUGAGAUUUUCCAAUCAG
Messenger RNA from Pterocles gutturalis (yellow-throated sandgrouse), 1524 nucleotides. RefSeq names its product phosphorylase b kinase regulatory subunit beta-like. The transcript has 14 exons. Gene Ontology annotation, molecular function: calmodulin binding. The annotation marks the transcript as partial. Gene Ontology annotation, biological process: glycogen metabolic process. Gene Ontology annotation, cellular component: phosphorylase kinase complex. The record is from RefSeq and is a predicted model, not a curated record. Lineage: Eukaryota; Metazoa; Chordata; Aves; Pterocliformes; Pteroclidae.